CACAUCAACAAACUCUCUCUUCCAAUUCCAAAAAUUCCCGAUUCGUUUUAUUCUUGGAAAUGGAAUAUUACAAUUGUGAUGAGACCAGAGGGAUUGCGAAGGUGAAGUGGCAGAGGAGAGGGAGGCGCGGCGGACGGCACGGCGGCGCCUCCGUUCACAUGAAGUUGAGAAAGCUGCAGCGAAUCAUCCCCGGAGGACGGAGGCUGAAACCGGACCGGCUAUUCUUAAAAACGGCGGAUUAUAUUAUGCAAUUGAGGUCUCAAGUUCAUGUUUUGAACGCGCUUUCCAAGAUCUACGACCCCCAACUUUCUCGAUAUUGAUCUCUCUCAGAAUUAAUUGGCUUUUUGGCUGCAUACAUAUCAUAUAUGGGAUUAUUAAAAAUCACUGUUCUCUACAACAUAUUGUAUUGAUUAUAAACCCACAAUCAUUCUUUAAAUUAGUUGAUGUGGGAUUUUCAAUCGUCGAAUAGAGAUGAUGUAUGUAUGUAUUAAUUAUGUGUAGAUAUCACAUGACAAAAUAUCUACUGCCAUUGUGUUCUCGAGUAGC
Molecule: messenger RNA, 546 nt
Organism: Cucurbita moschata (crookneck pumpkin)
Lineage: Eukaryota; Viridiplantae; Streptophyta; Magnoliopsida; Cucurbitales; Cucurbitaceae
Product: transcription factor PAR2-like
Exons: 1
Coding region: 60-320 (86 amino acids)
Biological process (GO): regulation of DNA-templated transcription
Source: RefSeq, a predicted model, not a curated record